Ostrea edulis (European flat oyster) is the source of this 5388-nucleotide messenger RNA. RefSeq lists its product as uncharacterized. The transcript is spliced from 2 exons. NCBI's taxonomy places the organism in Eukaryota, Metazoa, Mollusca, Bivalvia, Ostreida, Ostreidae. Gene Ontology annotation, biological process: positive regulation of DNA-templated transcription. Gene Ontology annotation, cellular component: chromatin; nucleoplasm. Gene Ontology annotation, molecular function: ubiquitin-protein transferase activity; zinc ion binding. Bases 321 to 1985 code for a protein of 554 amino acids. The record is from RefSeq and is a predicted model, not a curated record.
CUGAUAUUCUCAUGCACUUGUCAGCACACAUAAUGAAUAAUUCUGAACUUGUGCAGGGACUUUACACAUUGAAAUUUUUCUUAUCUGAGUUUAAGGUUAAACAUUUAUCAGAGUACUGCAGACACCAAGGCUUUGUUGCUAUGGCAUGGUUACAAUGUAUUAAUCAAAACACCAUAUCAGCAGUGCUCAUGCAGCUAGCUGGUUCCACCACGGAAAGACAACAGUUCCAGCCUAAUCAAUGGAUUUCUUGUUCAGAUCAGCUGGUUCCACCACGGAAAGACAACACUCCCACACAUAAAAGUUCCAUCCUCUGAGAAGACAUGCCCAUGGCCACGCCCACAUCCUGGGCACAGGAGGUCAUCACCUGUGACCUUUGUGUCAAUCCUACCCAGCAGUUCUGUAACAGUUGUCAAGUCAGCUUGUGUGUGGAAUGUGUUAGUAAACAUGUGGAAAAUUUCAAGUUCCAAACGCAUGACAUUGUUCCUUUCACAAAGAGGAAAAUAAAGCUUGUGUUUUCUGAUUGUAAAAUUCAUAUCAACGAAAGAUGUGAGGCCCACUGCCAAAAGUGUAAUGUUCCAGUUUGCCUGAAAUGCAUACUUGGUCCCCAUAAUGGACACAAAUAUGGAGAUAUGUCUGAUAUUUUAAACAAAAAGAAAAGAUGCAUUAGAAGAGACACCCAGGAGAUAGAAUCCAGCAUUAUUCCACGGUACAAGAAGAAAAAUGAAGAAGCAGGAAAAAAAAUAUCCAUCGCAGUAACCAAAUUUGAUGAACUGGACAAAGAAAAAGAAAAGCACAGAAAAUCCUGGCACCAAGAAGUAGACACCAUUUUCAAUAAUCUCGGUUCUUUGAUGAAUUCCAUGAAAGAGAAUCUCCUGGCUGCUCUAAACUCUCAACAAUCCAAAAUAAAAAAUCAAAUUCCAGACAUGACCCAAACAGUUCAACAAAACAAAGAAAUUCUGAAGUCAAACAAUGUGUCUGCAGUCACUAACUACAAAUCUAAACUCAAGGAAUACAGAAACAUGCCUACUGAUAUUGAUGUCAAACUGCCAUCACUCAAAACCAACACAGUCCAAGGGAGAGAACUCAGCCUGGAAUUAGGAGAAUACAAGGCUAGCCUGACACAGACAACACAGUCCAGUCUGACAGAGGAAGUCUCCUAUUUAUCUUUAGAAAAGCUGUUAAAGCAAGCAAAAUCAAUUACAACCAUUCCUACUGGACUUGAUCCUCUAUACAAUGUUGCCUGUGUGGGAGUGGAUGAAGCCUGGGUUAGUGGUAAAGAUAAAACCAUAAGAUGUGUUGACAUACACGGGUCUGUAAUAUGGGAUUUUGCCACAAGUCAAGACUGGCCAAAUGACAUCACUGUAACCAAACAGGAAGAACUGGUAUACAGUGAUUAUAACAAUAGAACUGUGAACAUUAUCAGACACAGGAGAACAGAGACACUGAUAACCACACCACGGGGCUGGCAUCCAGACAAACUAUGCUGUACUAAGUCAGGCAACAUCCUGAUCAGUAUGGUUACUACUGAUUUUAGCCAACAUAAAAUUGUCCGUUAUCAGGAACACACAGUGAAGCAGGAAAUAGAUAGAGAUGAAGAUGGAGAACCAAUCUAUAAAGGAGGAAAAUAUGCACUGUGUGUGGUGGAGAACAACAAUGGAGACAUCUGUGCCUCUGAUGCCAAUGCUGACACCGUAGUCGUGGUGAACAAGUCAGGAAGAGUCCGAUCCCGAUACGAUGGUACACCAGCCAGGAGGAAGAAGUCAUUUAAUCCUAGACACAUAGCAACAGACUCCAUGAGUCAGAUCAUUGUGGCAGAUAAAAAAAAUGCCUGUCUACACAUCCUGGAUCAGAACGGACAGUUCCUGAGAUGUGUUGACAAUUGUGGACUAAAUACACCUGUGGGACUGAGUGUGGACAGUGAGGGGAGGUUGUGGGUAGGGUUAGCUCUAUCAGGAGAAGUGAAAGUGAUUCAGUACAUAAAAUAAACACAUGAUAUCACAUACAGACAUCAGAUAAUGACAGAGUUCACACAGUGCUCUUGAUAUAACAAAAAAUAUUUACAGCUUACUCCGGAUAUAUUGAAAUUCAGGGGAACAAUCUUUUUCUUUCAAUAUUAAUAACAGAAGUUCAAAAAUAAGCGAAAUUGGAAAUGUCCACCAUAUAGAAGCUACAUUUAAUUUGCAUCUCAAUCCUGAUUACGAAAGGAGAAAUAUUAAUUUAAUACAUUACACAGGAAGUAGAAACACUUUCUAUAGUCAUCUGGUCCACAAAAUAGAUGCUUUCAGAAGGAGUCCCAAAAUCUGGCAUUCAACUAAGGAAUAUAUAAGCAAAUCCAAACUACAUUUAAUUUGAUCAAAAAUUGCUUUGUGUUGUAUGGCAGGAGCGUGAAGUUGGCAUAAAAUUGCCAAAAAAUGCAAAAAUCAAUGAAAUUUUCAUAAAUUCAGGGGGUUUUCCUUUCAGAAAACAUACAGCCCAUGCGUCGAGCAAAUUUAUAUUCAAACACAUUUUUCAUCUUCUCUUAAUACACAAUACAUGUAUAUAUUAAUUUCAUUUUGCUCAACGGAUGGGCAUACCUUUUCCUAAGCAAUAAUCUGGAUGAAAUUACAAAAACUCUUAUUCAUGACGUAAUAAUGCUAUAAAAUAAGAAAUAACUUUGAUUUAAGUUCAGAUAGUAUACUUGGCAUGUAUUUAACUUACUCAAAACACAGAUCAAGCUUGAUUUAAGACACAUUUAAAUCGGAGAAUUUUUUUGGGCCUUUAUAGAUAUGUACACAAUCGUUCCUUGUUCUUUAAAACAUUUGAAUAAUCGGUCCACUUAAGAUUUUUAAAAUAUGUUAAGUUUCAUUAUAACUUUUGUUUCAUAUUUAGCUGAUCAGCAAUUAAUGUUCCAAUUUCAGUGUCUACAAAAAUUAUGUACAUGUUUUGUUUUUUAAUUUACAAAUAUAAUUUUGAGGUUGAUUGUACGUCACUGGAAUGUCUAAAUUUUUGUUCUCGCUCUCGUUGCCAAUAUUUCCCUUUCGGUAUAAGUUUCUACUGUAAUAUCGGUGAGUGACAUGUUGUCUAUAAAGUCAAUGUCGUCCACGUCAAACUUUAUUUUGAGAAUUUAUUGUGAAGCCAGCCCUGAAAAAACUAUUUUCAACGCCUUGUGAUAGCGGUAAGCUGUUUGAAUUUUUAAAUACGGUUAAUCCUACUGCAGUUACUAAUUUGCAUCUUGUAUCGAAUUUGAGUUUUCCUUUCAUGUGGGGAGGUCAUUUUACUAAUGAUCCUGUCCAUAAGCUUUCAAAGAGUGAUUAUACUCUACUAUAUUUAUCCGUGUGAAACAAAUUAUCUGACACCUUAAUAUCUACCUACCUGUGUAAUGAUGAGGCCACCGGCCUUGACAAGACUACCACCAAAAAUGACUUCAAUAUAGCCGUUAUAAAAACAAUACCUUCUCAAUUCGGUGGACUAAUAAUUGGUUUCAAACUAGGCAAUAUUUCAAUAUAAGCUAUUUCAAUUUAACCGUCAUUUUAAUCCAAAGAAAAUAAGGGACUGAGAUUGGGGACUUUGUUUUGCUUCAAAAUAAGUGAUAUUUCUAAAUAAGCGGCUUCCAAUAUAAGUGGAGUAAGCUGUAGGUUACAGUGCAAUUAUUGAAAAUUGGCAUCAGAUAACAAUAUACAACAGGUGUGAUCAGUCAACAAGGGAUGCUUACUCCUCCUAGACACCUGAUCCCACCUCUGUCUGUCUGUGUUUGACCUGUUCUUAAUUUAUAGGAUUUAUGAGAAUGGCCACUGGCCACAGUCCUAUAACAACUUUUUUGUUGGAUGGCAACAUUUUAGAUCACCUUGAUGUCUGUCCAUUUGUCUCUAAACCUUAAACAUUUUUUACUUCUACUCCAAAACCACUGAGCCAAUUUCAACCAAACUUGCUGUUGAGCAUCAUUGGGUAAAGAGGAUUCAAAAUUGUUCAAAUGAAGGGUCACACCUGUCUCAAAGAGGAGAAAAUAUGGUGGUGUCAUUCAAAAAUCAUCUCAAAAACCACUGGACUAGAAAAGACAAAAUUUAUGUGAUUGAAAGCUCUCUUCAAGAUUGUUCAAAUCAUUAAUAAUGGUCCCAAGGGUGUAGGAGAAGAAAGUUUUAAAUGGGAAUAUUUCAGAACAGAGGGGCCUCAAUCAGUCUUACAUGUAUUGAUAUGCAAGCAUCCUGAGGUGUUGCUUGGGUUUGUUCAAAUCAUGGCCAUGUGGGGUUGGGGGUGGGGUGGAAGGGGGCACAAUAGGGGAACACAGUUUUAUAUAGUAUAGGGAAAAAACUUUAAUUCUAAAAAAAAAAUCUUGUUCUCAUGAUUGGCAAGGUUGAGCUAUAAGCUCAAGUGAACUUUUAUGAUCACCUGUUGUUGGGGUUUAUAAUUUUAUUCCCCUGGGGGUAGGUUUGGGCCACAAUACUGAUUCAAAUCAAUGCCCUGGGGGUAGGUUUGGGCCACAAUACUGAUUCAAAUCAAUGCCCUGGGGGUAGGUUUGGGCCACAAUACUGAUUCAAAUCAAUGCCCUGGGGGUAGGUUUGGGCCACAAUACUGAUUCAAAUCAAUGCCCUGGGGGUAGGUUUGGGCCACAAUACUGAUUCAAAUCAAUGCCCUGGGGGUAGGUUUGGGCCACAAUACUGAUUCAAAUCAAUGCCCUGGGGGUAGGUUUGGGCCACAAUACUGAUUCAAAUCAAUGCCCUGGGGGUAGGUUUGGGCCACAAUACUGAUUCAAAUCAAUGCCCUGGGGGUAGGUUUGGGCCACAAUACUGAUUCAAAUCAAUGCCCUGGGGGUAGGUUUGGGCCACAAUACUGAUUCAAAUCAAUGUCCUGGGCCACAAUACUGAUUCAAAGUUUUACUUUUAGUGGGGGGGAGGGGGGGAGGGGGAAUUGAGAACUGUUUUUGUUUUUUUAAGAAUUAUAGACCAUUGACAUAAGGUGUGGCUAAAAUUGGGGAGUCCGACAUAAUUUUAUAUGAUGCAGGAGUAUAGGGGAAUAUAAGGCAUCUCUAUGUUAUGUGAACUUGGUUAAGUCAUGACCUCAUUUGGCUUAGGUGGGGUCAUAUGGGUUAGAAUUUUUUUGUUGGAAUAAAUCUUUUUUAAAAUAAUUUUCUUUUAAAGAACUGAACGACGAAGUUGACUAAGGUGAGCAUUGUGGCCCAUGGGCCUCUUAUCUAUAACAGCAAUAAACUUUCUUGUAUUCAAAUGUGAAAAGUAGAGAGGAACUUUCCCCAAUUUAUCUGAGAUUCUAAGAGUUUACAAUGACAUGCAGUGUCUACCGAUGAAAAGUGAAGUUCUUUUUUUUAUCUUGUAGAUACAAUGUACAUGUAUCCAGCAUUAUGAGAAAUAUUCAAGAUGAAAUAAAGAUCAGAAUAUCAUUUGUUUGAUCAGACAA